Funneliformis caledonium is the source of this 768-nucleotide messenger RNA. Lineage: Eukaryota; Fungi; Glomeromycota; Glomeromycetes; Glomerales; Glomeraceae. The record is from the annotation of a GenBank genome assembly.
AUGUCAAAAAUGAUUCCAAAAUUUGAGGUGUGUAUCGAUUCGGCACAAUCUGCUAUAAAUGCGGAAGCCGGUGGGGCAUCCCGUGUUGAGCUAUGCGAUAACCUCAUGGAAGGUGGAACUACUCCAAGUUCAGGAAUGAUCGCCACAAUUCUGAACCGAGUGAAAAUUCCCGUCAUGGUUAUGAUAAGACCUAGAGGCGGUGACUUUUGUUAUAGCGAAGAUGAAAUUAAAGUUAUGUGCUUAGAUAUUCAACACGCAAAAUCGCUCGGAGCACAUGGCGUCGUUUUUGGUAUCUUGAAUCCUGACGGAAGUGUAGACGUCGAAAGAGUCUCCAAGUUAGUCGAUUUGUCAAAACCCAUGAAAGUGACCUUUCAUCGAGCUUUUGACAUGACAAAUGAUCCAUUCAAAGCCCUUGAAGACAUCAUUUCAAUUGGAGGAAUUCAAAGAAUUUUAACAAGUGGGCAUGAUAGCACCGUUUUAGAAGGUUUAGAUACCAUCGUGCAAUUAGUGAAACAAGCCAACAGUCGCAUUAUAAUUAUACCCGGCGGAGGAAUUAAAGAGUCAAACAUAGAAAGGAUUCUAUUUGCUGUCGGAUUAGAAGAAAUGCAUGUAUCAGCAAGUGCCGCUAUCCGUUCUGUUAUGGAGCACAAAGUUUCAACCAUACAUAUGGGUAGAGCUCAUCACAAUAACGAAUAUGUGAUAAACGGGGUAAGUGAGGAAAGACUUAAAAGGAUGAUUUCCGCCGCUACCAAAGAAGUUCUUUCGUGA